Molecule: messenger RNA, 2158 nt
Organism: Myodes glareolus (Bank vole)
Lineage: Eukaryota; Metazoa; Chordata; Mammalia; Rodentia; Cricetidae
Source: RefSeq, a predicted model, not a curated record
CAGAGCAGCAGUGUUGCCGGCAGCAGUGGGUUGCGCAGUCCCCGCGCCCGCUGUGCGCCCAGGCCCAACCCAACAGAUGGAGCCCCGGUCACAGCGGCGGCGGCGGAGCCGCCAGCUGGUGGCCGCCUUCCUGCGCGACCCGGGCUCGGGGCGCGUGUACCGGCGCGGGAAACUGAUUGGCAAGGGCGCCUUCAGCCGCUGCUACAAGCUCACGGACAUGUCCACCAGCGCGGUGUUCGCCCUCAAGGUGGUGCCAAGGGGCGGGGCGGGGCGGCUGCGCCUGCGCGGGAAGGUGGAGCGUGAGAUCGCCCUGCACAGCCGUCUGCGCCAUCGCAACAUCGUGGCCUUCCACGCACACUUUGCAGACCGCGACCACGUAUACAUGGUGUUGGAGUACUGCAGCCGCCAGUCCCUGGCUCACGUGCUGAAAGCGCGGAGGACCCUGACUGAGCCUGAGGUGCGCUAUUACCUUCUGGGACUGGUCAGCGGCCUGCGCUACCUGCACCAGCAUCGCAUCGUGCACAGGGACCUGAAGCCCAGUAACUUCUUCCUUAACAAGAACAUGGAGGUGAAGAUCGGAGACCUGGGGCUGGCUGCCCGGGUGGGGCCCACCGGUCACUGCCACAGGGUGCUCUGCGGAACCCCAAACUUCCAGGCUCCUGAGGUGGUGUCCCGCAAUGGGCACUCCUGCAAGUCUGAUAUCUGGGCUCUGGGCUGCGUCAUGUACACGGUGCUGAUGGGCACACCCCCCUUCGCUGCGGCGCCCCUGUCGGAGAUGUACCGACGAAUUCGGGAAGGCCACUAUCUGGAGCCCGCUCACUUGUCUCCCAGCGCCCGCAGCCUCAUCGCGCGGCUCCUGGCCCCCGACCCUGCUGAGCGGCCCAGCCUGGACCACUUACUCCAGGAUGAUUUCUUUACUCAGGGCUUCACUCCAGAGCGGCUGCCUCCACAUUCCUGCCACAGCCCGCCCGGCUUUGCCUUCCCACCACCGCUGGGCAGAUUGUUCCGCAAAGUGGGCCAGCUCCUGCUGACCCAGUGCCGGCCACCUUGUCCCUUUACCUCAAAAGAGCCUUCAGGUCCUGCAGAAGAAGGGACGGAACCUGACCACGUGGAGUCCAGCAAUGAGACAAGACUGCUUCAGUUCCAGUCCCAGCUGUCCCUCACCCUCACGUUUGGAGACCACGGGACCCUGCUCACAUCAGUUUCACUACAUUUGUUGAGUGCUUGCUCCAUGACUGUGCAGCAGGACAGGGCUCCUGUCUGUGCUGAGAGUCCAGUACUCCUCACACUCGGGACGCUGCAGACCAGCCUAGCAGACCCAAAGGGGAGCUUGGCUCUUCAGGUGGAGGCUGCGACCAGGAAAAUGCACCUAUGCUUGGAUGCAGGACCUGUGGCUGCACAGGAACCCCCGGGGGAGCAGCGGCCCGUCCUCUGGGCUCCCAAGUGGGUGGAUUAUUCCCUCAAGUACGGCUUUGGCUACCAACUGUCUGACGGGGGCAGUGGCGUGCUGUUUCGGGAUGGCUCCCACAUGGCCCUGCGCCCCCAAGGAGGCCAUGUCUCCUACCAACCUGACCAAGGGACUCUGUGGACCUUCACCCUGAGGGACGUCCCCAGCCCGCUGCGUGCCAAGCUGGCUGUCCUGAGGCUCUUUGCCUGCUAUAUGCAGAGGCGUCUGAGGGAGGAGGGGACUGUGUCCAUGGCUGUGGCACCCGCUUCUCCUGACUUCUCUCUGCUGAAUUUCAUUGCCGAUUCCCAGGCACUGGUUAUGUUGUUUAGCAAUGGGACCGUGCAGGUCAGCCUCAGGACAUCCCAAACCCAGCUGGUGCUGAGUGGGGAAGGCGAAGACUUUCUGCUCACCCUCUGGGCGCCGGGGAGGCCCGGUAAGGGCAGCUCCUACUCUUUGGACGUCCUACGGAGUCAUGGCUGCACUCCCGCCAUGCACCAGCACCUGCGCCACGCACUGCGCCUGCUCCACGGUGUCUAAUGAGUCAGAAGGUCUGACUGAACCUCUGCAUGUUGGUGCUGGGCUCUGUCUGCUUCUGUCGGCUUCCGCUGUACAGUUGGCGUCCAUGGAGGGCGGACACAUUGGGGUCUUUAUGGUACGACGAUUUAAGAUAGAAUCUUGUUGGGCCCUGUUGGAUUUUCAUUAAAAAAUAAA